AUGUAUAUCUUAGGUUCCAAAGAUGAGUGUGAGAAAGCUGGUCGUGGACUCGAGUCAGCAAUAAGAACUGACUUCGAAUCUGAAGCUGAAGUUUCGUAUUCAACUCAAAACAAAUUAGAUCAGCGUAAAGAAAAUCAAGAUCCAUCAUUAAAUUCAAAUUAUACAAAACCUACAACAGCAAAUGUUCAUGUACCAUUGGUUGAUCCACAAGAUGAAGAUAAUGAAAACUCAGAUACAAGUAAUGUGGCCCCAUUUCGUAAAUCUCUGGAGUGGUCUGUUGGAUCAUCUGAUUCCGUAGACGUCUUGCUAAUUCCGGCAGAUCCAACAAAUAAAACACGCUAUGUAACUAAGAUUUUGAACACCGUCUUUUCACGUGAAGAUCUUGAAAGUAUUCAACGAAAUGCCUUACCUACUGAUGAACGAUAUCUUUUUGUGAAAGGUAAAAUAUGA
Rotaria sp. Silwood1 is the source of this 450-nucleotide messenger RNA. Lineage: Eukaryota; Metazoa; Rotifera; Eurotatoria; Philodinida; Philodinidae. The record is from the annotation of a GenBank genome assembly.